Molecule: messenger RNA, 1491 nt
Organism: Penicillium manginii
Lineage: Eukaryota; Fungi; Ascomycota; Eurotiomycetes; Eurotiales; Aspergillaceae
Product: snoRNA-binding rRNA-processing protein ENP1
Exons: 3
Coding region: 1-1491 (496 amino acids)
Biological process (GO): rRNA processing
Cellular component (GO): preribosome, small subunit precursor; cytoplasm; nucleolus
Molecular function (GO): snoRNA binding
Source: RefSeq, a predicted model, not a curated record
AUGCCCAAGGCCACCAGCUCGCGCGCCGCCGCGGCCCGCCGCCACAACCCUUUGGCGGAAGAUAUUACGUCCGCGGGGCAAGUCCGGACCCAGUCUAACAAGAAGGGCAAGAGUCGAUCGCAGAAUGAUGAGGAGGAGGGCGAGAAUGGACAACGCUUUAUCGAUGCUAAGAUGUCCCGCAAGAUCUUGCAGAUUGGUCAGGAAUUGGCGGACGAGGAUGAGGCCGAGACGAAGCGUGCCAUGGGUGCGGGCGAGACUAUGCCUAACCCUGCCUUUGAUUUCGAUGCCCGACUUGACGAGCAGGACGAGGCUCUUUCCGAUGAUGAGAAUGUCAAUUAUGAGAAUGAUGAGUGGCUUGAUGAGGAUGUGCAGAACGCUGAGGUUGACCCCAAUGAUCUCGACUUGUUCAACAAGUUCAUGCCAGGCGACCAUGAAGACGACCCCAUCUUUCACCCCCGAGACCCCAGUGCUGCUGGCGAGACUACCAACCUUGCCGAUUUGAUUCUGGAGAAGAUUGCCGAGCACGAAGCUAGACAGGCCGGAAUCGAGACUGGCGGCCCCAAGAUCCAAGGUGGUGGUCUGGCUGAGGAUGCUGUUCAGAUCCCGGCCAAGGCCGUGGAAGUUUACGAGAAGGUCGGCAUGAUUCUCUCUCGCUACAAGUCCGGACCCCUCCCCAAGCCAUUCAAGAUUCUCCCCUCCGUGCCAAACUGGCCGACUCUUCUCGAUAUCACCCACCCCGAGAACUGGACCGGCAACGCCAUCUACGCCGGAACCCGCAUCUUCAUCUCUUCCAAGCCCCACGUGGCGCAAGAGUUCAUUUCCACCGUCCUCCUGGAGCGAGUCCGCGAAGAGAUCCACGAGACCAAGAAACUGAACGUCCACACCUACAACGCCCUGCGCAAGGCCCUCUACAAGCCCGCCUGUUUCUUCAAGGGUCUGCUCUUCCCCCUCGUCCAGAGCGGCACCUGCUCCCUCCGCGAAGCCCACAUCGUCUCCUCCGUCAUUGCACGUGUCUCCAUUCCCGUCCUGCACUCCGCCGCGGCCCUUCUCCGCAUGUGCGACCUGGCCGCCGAACAAUCCAUGCGCUCCCUGGAAGCCACCGGUGCCGUGAACACCUUCAUCCGAGUCUUCCUGGAGAAGAAGUACGCUCUCCCAUACAAGGUCAUCGACGCCCUGGUCUUCCACUUCAUGCGUUUCCGCACCGACAACGACACCAGCAUGGGCGAUGGUCCCGGCAGCGCCAAGGCCUACAAGCUCCCCGUCCUGUGGCACCAGUCUCUGCUGGUCUUUGCCCAGCGUUACCGCAACGAUAUCACCGAGGAUCAGCGUGAGGCUUUGCUGGAUCUGCUUCUGGUCCGCGGACACAAGGAUAUUGGCCCCGAGGUCCGUCGUGAAUUGCUCGCGGGUCGUGGUCGUGGUGUUGUCAUGCCUGAUCCUGAGGCGCAGAAUGCUAUCGACGCUGGUGAUGAUACGAUGGAUGUGACUAUGUAA